ACGAUCAAUUCCAAUCCAUUUGUGAGUUGACGCUUCAGACAAGGAAACACAAGUGGGAUAUCUCUUCUUUAUCUGGGUGCCAUGUUCACUUUUUUCAACCAGUACAAAUGGCCUAUAGGAAUUACAAGUUCAUUGGUAUUGCUUGGGACUUGCUGUUACCAUUGGCGUGCAAAAAUACUUUCUGCCUACCUUUCUUUCACUUUGGGUGUUCCUGUUAGGGUCCAACAAUGUUAUUUCGGAAAAGCUUCGUUAAGGUUUUUGGACGUAAAAGUGAUUGCUGAACAGGAUUCUUCUGUUAUUCCCUCAGAAGCUUUGUACAUUCCAGAGUUACGCAUCCAUAUCCAACAACAACGCCCUUCAGGAAACCACCGUCUACUCCAUCUUGUACUCGUCAAACCUCAAGUCAAUCUUAUUUUUCAAAAUAUGCAAAUGACAGAUAAUAAUUGGCGUAGAUUAGCAAGGCUAUCCAAAACAAAGGGACACUUGAAGAGUGGUUCCAAGCAGGGUCCAAGUAUUCAGUUGGGAAGAGUCUUUUUGGAAAAAGGCGCUACACUAUCUGUUCAAAGUUUUCCUUUACAACAAAAGUUGAUGGAAGAUAUAAACUUGCAAGAAAUGUAUCUCGAUAGGGAAGAGUUUCGUUCUUUUGAUGGCUUUGUUGGAUUUUUGGAAAGAAUUAGUGCCAAAAAUAUAUUGGAAGGAAAUACAUUGACUAUGCCUCCAGCAGUUCGACAAGCUUUAAAAGACUAUGCAAGUGAUGUUGUAAAGCAGCGUUGGAAUUCCACCAAAGACAAGUUGAAUGAAAAGGUAGAUAAAUGGAGUAAAAAGUUGGAAGAAACCACAAAGUCUUUUGAUGAAAUAUGGCAACAUCAUUCCAAUACAUGGAAGGUAAAUAUGAUUUCUUACAUCUUUUGAUAAAAGCUGCCAAUUGAGUAUGU
Messenger RNA from Galdieria sulphuraria, 935 nucleotides. RefSeq lists its product as uncharacterized. The transcript has a single exon. NCBI's taxonomy places the organism in Eukaryota, Rhodophyta, Bangiophyceae, Galdieriales, Galdieriaceae. The record is from RefSeq and is a predicted model, not a curated record. The coding region runs from base 82 to 912 and encodes 276 amino acids.